This is a messenger RNA of Syzygium oleosum, 950 nucleotides long. RefSeq names its product bet1-like SNARE 1-2. Lineage: Eukaryota; Viridiplantae; Streptophyta; Magnoliopsida; Myrtales; Myrtaceae. The transcript is spliced from 6 exons. The coding region runs from base 346 to 744 and encodes 132 amino acids. The record is from RefSeq and is a predicted model, not a curated record.
UUUCGGUUUCUUCCCCCCCCCCCCCCCCCCACACAGUAUCCCCGCGAUCGUCCUCCUCCGCAGGAGCAGCAGAUCUCCGCCGCUCGAAUCUCUCCCCGCCCGGCGCCGGGAUCCGCCUCCGCCGCCGCCGCCGCCGCCUCCGUCUCCACCGGCGAUCCAUUCCGGCGCUCGGGCCGAGCGAGCCUCGAUCCGAAUCGCGGUCGCCUCCCUCCCGACUUUCGCAUUCCUCGCGCUCUCCUUUUUCCGAAAUCCGGUCGGGAUCGGUGGAUCCUCCCCCGCGGUUCUCGAAGGAGCGAAGGGAGAGAACGGAGCAGGUGGCCGAAGUUCGAUCGUGCGCCCCGAGCGAUGAAUUACAGAAGGGAGCCCCGUUCUGCUAAAGCGGCUCUUUUUGAUGGUUACAAUGGUCUUGAGGAAGGCCUUAGAGCCUCCUCAUCCUACUCUCAUCAGAUUAAUGAGCAUGACAAUGACAAAGCAGUUGACAGUUUAGAGGAUAGAGUAAUCUUCCUGAAAAGAUUAACAGGGGAUAUUCAUGAGGAGGUAGAAAGUCAUAAUCGCUUUCUUGAUCAAAUGGGCAAGAGCAUGGAUUCAUCAAGAGGUGUAAUGUCAGGAACCAUGGAUCGAUUUAAGAGGGUCUUUGAAAAGAAAUCCAACAAGCAGAUGUGCAAACUUGUGUCGUAUUUUGUGGUUUCCUUUCUAGCAGUAUAUUUCCUUAUCAGGUUUCUUGGAUAUUUCAUGCAUGGUUGAGGGGACAACUUUUGAACCUCCUCUCUCAAUGUCUGGUGAAAGUUUUUUUUCCUUUAAUUUAAGGAGUUCUUUUUUAUCUUCAAUUGAAUCUGUAGCAUGGAAUGCUGGAGAGAACCGCUUAACUUAAGUCAAUUUCCUGGCCAGCUUGUCACUACAUUGUUAUGAACUACAGAAUCAUGUAAAUGCCGAUUGAAUUGCAUUGGCAA